AUGGAUGCAGUUACUUUAACAUUACGACCAGCUGAGGCUGAUGACUUCGAUGAAAUAGUGAAACUUUCAGAGGGAAUUUUCACAGGACAUGAUUAUCUUCCGUUAACAUUCCACCAGUGGCUUCAAAGGGACAACAUAGUUGUUAUACUUGCCCAUUGUGGCGUCAGACUCGUCGGAUUAGAGGCUUACUUCGUAGUAGAUGAUGGCCGCACUUUAAUUCAUCGAGCGGGACGCGUUCAUCCAGAUUAUCGAGGUCAAGGUAUUUACAAACAGGUCGGCGAGUACUCCAUUAAACACGCAAAAGAGCAUUAUCCUAAUUUACAAAGAGAGCGGUUUACUUCCAUUCGUGACACUGAAAUUCCAGAUCCGAGGAAACUUUUCGAGUUGCAUAUAGAAGGGUAUCACGUUGGGAAGGAAUUCUGUGACAAACUAAAGGCAACAGCCUUGACAAAUUCGAUGGAGAUCAAGACUUGUGCACCUGAUUAUUUCGCCAAUAUUAUUGAAUCUUUACCAGCCAGGCUGUUCACGGGGAAUUCUAUUUUCCUCAGUAACUGGUGCCCUUUCGAGAGACUUCGAUCCAAUGUUGAUCACAUUUUACGAGAAAGUACUGGACUCUAUGUGGAGAAAUGUGAUGACAACGUUAUUCCUAAUUCUCUUGGUGUUGGCACGCUUUCCCUGAGGGUGAAAUACAUUGAAUGGAUCGCAGAGGUUUAUGCCGAUUCUCCAGAUCUUUUUCAAGCUCACAUCGUGCAUCAACUCAAGCGUGCUUGUGAAUUAAUUAACGACGAUUUUAUUUUUACAUUUACGAUGCAAGACGAGAGUUUAAGUUCGCUUGCAAGGAUCAUCAUGAAGGACCAACUAAAGUUCAAAACGGCUGACUUCUAUCAUAAUAGGACACUGAGAGUCUAUGAGACGGACAUAACCGCAAAAUCCCACCGUUAAAAUGCCCCACUCACCCUAUCCUGCUUUAAGACAUUUCAAACCUGCUUUGCAGACUUGUCGCCAGUCUUCAUUCUCCUCUUUUGCGCCAGUGAGUGCCGAUUGCGUUGCAUUGUGAUAGCGUUAUUAUCAAUAUAGCCGAGAAAUCGGCAGAUUUUGACUGAAUAUUCCAUAAAAGUUAGGCCGUUCCUUUUUCCUUUCACCAUACGUACAUGAAAUUUGAUUGAUUAUGAUUGUGUAGAAGUAUUUUUUGUACGUAUUUGUCGCGUAUUUUAUGGUUCCCAAGGACAAACGCAAUCACUGUUUUUUAGUAUUUACUCUGAAAAACUUGAGACCAGUUUUCGAGAGGGUCAAAUAUGAUGUACGUUGUAAAAAAGAAGACAAAGUUGGGAAGAUUUUGUUCUUUAAUUUGAAGACCUAUCAUAUCACUCUCACUGAUUGUAGUAGACUGACUGACAAACACUUUUCUAUAUCCGAAAAGGUUUCUCUUGCUACCUUUAAAACUAAACCUGACUAGUCAACAAGGCAAUUUCCACCAUUCAUUCAUUGUCAAGUUAUAGUUCAACGUAAAGUAUACAAAUACUUUUGAAUUCACUCUCUGUGAUAAGUCUGUUAACUCCUCUACUGUUCUUUAUUUUGAUUAAGUUGUUCAGUUCAAGUUCAAAUUCAAAAUUAAAAAUACUCGUUAAGUUCACUUUUAGACUGUGAUAAUUUUCGUAACUGCUCUUCUAAAAUUUCCAUUAAUAACCAAUUCUGUCCUUACCACAGUCUUUCAGGUUUGUACAACAAUUUAUCACAUACCCCAACAAACCUAUCAUAAAACAAACUACGCGUGGUUCCUCAUGAAAUGACGAACCAAAGCCAAGCUAAUCUAACGGCACCCUUUUCAAAAGUAAACAUAUGCAAAUGUUCUAGACAACAUCUUUGUUCCUGUGGCCUACCCAAAUUCUUUAGCUUCGCAUGUACCUCAACACCUUCGGGAUGGCCCACAAUGUCAACCUUUCCUAAAUACCUUAACACGAACGCACUCAUAAUCUGCGAUUAUUUCUAGUAAUAACAAUAGUGUUUCAGAUCGGUUAUAUCCGCCAAAGGCCUAUCGUUGUGUUUAGUGUAUUACGUUACACAGCGUUACUAAUGAAAGGACAUUUCCCAUAAAUACUCGGCUGUGUUGUAAAUCUACUAUUGUACGUACAAGCAAAUUAACUAAUCAAGAGUAUUGUAAAUCUGCUAUCAUUGAAUGAAGGACAUUUCAAUCAGAAUAGUAAAAGGAAUCACUUGACCAACAGAUAACUCUACAUUGCGCAAGGCGACACGCCGGGGUAGGCCGGAAACCAAAAGGCAGUCAACCUUUAAAGGUGUUGAUGGCUUGUGCGACUUCUGCCAUUCUCUGGCGCUUUGAAAUCUUCUGUCCUCAAAGUUUAACUGCUAUAAGGAUAUCUUGCCGAUUUUUCUUUGCGAUGUGAUAGUAAAAGUUAGUUUUAAAGUGUCUGUAUGUUCUUGAGGUUCGUCAAAGCUGGAUGAGAUUGUGUUACGAAAGGCAAUAUAAAUUUUUCUCUGUGUGUUUCUGUUGUUAUUAAGUAUGUUUUCUUUCCCGCAGAAAAAGUCUUCGAAGAUACAAUUGUCAAAACCUCCAUAGAGGAAUCCUCUUUUCAUCAAGCAUAUUUUGAACUCUUUAAGUUUGGACAUGGUUUGAUGCUACUCUGGUUUAAAGAUUUAAUGAAUGUAACCGAGAAGUUACAAUUCAUAGACCCAACGUUUCGACACUCCUGUCUGGUGUCUUCUCCAGGGGUGAUCUAAACGCUGCAACAAGAAGUCGUUUUAUACGCCCACUAAUUAGCUACCCUUUUUUCGGACGAGGUGUAAAUAGGCGUCAGGAAGUAAACCGCCAUGAUCACGAUUCAAAGGAGCGUGGGCGGAGUUGAUAUGGCAGGCUUCCAAACAAAGGCCCCGUUGGUAACGCCAAUUAGUGGUGAUAAUUUUGGAUUUAUCCCACCCAAUUGUAUGGUUGGUCAGGCAUGUGUACUCCGAUACAGCUGAAUUUUCUUUUUUGCAAAAGAAGACCGCUUUUUUAUGAUCUUUCAAACGUGUCCAAACUGACUUUUAGUCUGUCCGAUAGACUCGUUAUCACAGUCAUUGCGCGGAAUAGAAUAAAUAGCGUCGGUUCGUUGUUCUUUGGAGACAGGAUCCUUAGGUUUGGCAACUUCCUGACGCCUAUCUACACCUCGUCAGAAAAAAGGGCAUGUUGCAGCGUUUAGAUCACCCCUGAAGAAGGCACUAGACAGGAGUGUCGAAACGUUGGGUCUAUGAAUUGUAACUUCUCGGUUACAUUCAUUAAAUCUUUAAACCUCCACUUGAACUUUCAUGUAAGUUUGUUAUUAAACAUAGAGCGUGACGAAUUCGUUCUAAGCAGGCGAAGGGCCUCUUCUUUUACGAAUUCCGUAUUUACGCCAAGUAGAUGACAAGAAAAAAUGUUCGUGUAAUUGAAGGUCUCUGUCUCUUUAUGAUGCGUUUAAUUUAUAACUCGCGUCUAGGAAUGUAACCUCUGAAUUUGAUAUUAUUGACGUUGUUCACACAGCCAUUAGCUGUGAGUGUAACUGCUACCAUUUGUGUAGAUUGUUAGGCAAGACUGCACUUUCGAUUCUUUCUGGAUCUCGUCGUCCCGGAGGAAUGACAGGAGUCGCACAGGCCCGUAAAUACGUUUUAACUUUCGGCAACCUUGAGCCCAGGGUCAAAUUAUAUCAUUGCUUUGCUUCUCUUUUUCUCUUGAUAUUUAGGAGGGAUGUGGGUAUUUGAUUCAUAUGCAUGUGUUUUCAGUAAACUCAGUAAGGGAAGGUACGUUUUUUCUUGGGGGGGAGGGCUGGGGAAUUUUGGUAUUUUUUCCAAAAGAAAGUGUUGGCCCUCCCUCAUGUUUUGAUUAAAAAACUCCUGACCCACCUCCCACUUUUAGGUGACUGACAAAAGUGUGACCCUCCCCUCACUACCACAUGGUAUGCUCCAUGCCAUAGAAAUCUUAGAACAUUUUUCGACAUUUUGCUUGUAAACGCAAAAUGUUUGAAUAUGAAUAAAUCUCGAUAUUGAAUAUGUGCGCGCUGAAACAAGAAAAUGCGAACGAUCAGUGUGGGAUCCGGGCUUUACUUUUUUUUAUAUAGAUGAAGUUUGAAUAUGGAAGUAUAAAUUCGAGGAAUUAAAAAGCUUUGAACGUAGAAGGGAAAAUACACGCGUUUCUUUCUCCGACAAUUCAGCAUUACCGAUUGUUAUUAAAUUUAAUCAGGUUUGUUUGUUUGUUUGUUUAGCCUGCAGUGGCUCGUAACAAAUAUUUUCUGCUGUAGGAAAAUAAAACUUCUGCCAUAUAACUGAAGGAUCAUUAUUAACGAUACGAUACGGAAAAGGACACGAGUACUCCGAGAAAAUUAUGUGCCAUGGAAUAAUAUACAUGUAGACACCCAGUAACCUUGUAAAACUAGUACCUGCACCGAAUUAAAAGAAACAAGUUGAAAAGAAAAAAACUUAGUCUGUUAAAGAAAAAUGGAAAAUAACAUCACAAAAAUCCCCAUUAAAAAUUCUGGAAAAGGUGUGACCCUCCCCUUGAAUAGCUGAAAAAGGGGGUAUGGCCUCCCCCUUUGGUGCUCACUUUCACUGAUGACCCUCCCCCCUGAGGCCCCACCCCCCCCCCCAAGAAAAAACGUACCUUCCCUAAACAGAUUCUCUCAGUUUUCUGCUCUUGUUCCUCAGACAUUUCAGAGUUCGUACGGGUAUUCUAUUGGGUUCUCGAUCACGUCUAAAUACACGAUAAUGUCUCUGUAGCUUAACAGUAAAUCGAUGAUUUGAUAUUGCAUAACCCUCGAUAGAACGUUCACUCAUAAUACUUCGCUCGUAAAUUGAUCUCUCAUAAAGUUCAGCGACCCUUAGGUAGAUGUUAUUUUUCGAAUGUUGAUUUGGUUAUUCAGUUUUUAGAAGAACAAACUUUCCUUUCUUUGUUUGUCUGACCUUCCAUGAAAAGUGUUUCAUUACAAUUGAUUUUCCUUUAACCGACUCUGAACUGCUUUAUUUUCAAUACAAAGUUAGGACUGCAGCUUACCUUUCUGCCGGAAUCCUUUGGAGCUUUGAACAAAGUGAACUUCGUUUUCGUUUGUAAUUCGUGGCUUCGACUAAUUCUUUUAACGUUCUCAAAAUCUUAGACGUAGCCAAUUGGCAGAAAUCGUAGAAUCAAAAUUUCCCGCCAUUUUUCGACAACGCGGCAGUUUUCGUCAUCACAUCGAGACAGUCCAUUCAGUUCACGGUUGAUUUUUAGCUUUUCAACUUCCGGUAAAUUCGUGCCAUCCGAAAGUUUUCGUAACGCAACACCCAAAGCCGUGACUACCUUCUGGACGAUAUUACUUUGACGCGACCUAGGAUCUGGGGUCGUAUCAAGUCUUAUUCUCUAAUCGUAUGCCGACGUUCGCCAUGGAUGCAGUUACUUUAACAUUACGACCAGCUGAUGCUGAUGACUUCGAUGAAAUAGUGAAACUUUCAGAGGGAAUUUACGCAGGACAUGGUUAUCUUCCGUUGAUAUUCCACCAGUGGCUUCAGAGGGACAACGUAGUUGGAUUAAGGGCAAACUUCGUAGUAGAUGACGGCCGCACUUUGAUUCAUCGAGCGGGACGCGUUCAUCUAGAUUAUCGAGGUCAAGGUAUUUUCAAACAGGUCGGCGAGUACUCCAUCAAACAUGCAAAAGAGCAUUAUCCUAAUCUACAAAGAAAGCGGUUUACUUCCAUUGGUGACACUGAAAUUCCGGAUCCGAGGAAACUUUCCGAGUUGCAUGUAGAAGCGUAUCACGUUGGGAAAGAAUUCUGUGACAAACUAAAGGCAACAGUCUUGACAAAUUCGAUGGAGAUCAAGACUUGUGCACCUGAUUAUUUCGCCAAUAUUAUUGAAUCUUUACCAGCCAGGCUGUUCACGAGGAACUCUAUUUUCCUAAGUAACUGGUGCCCUUUCGAAAGACUACGAUCCAAUGUUGAUCACAUUUUACGAGAAAGUACUGAACUCUAUGUCAGGGUCGUAACAAGGUAUAUGAGAUCAGGGAUCACAGCCCCGGGAUCUGGGACACAACACUUGGGAUCGGGAUCAGCAGUGUUUUAGUGGAAUCAGGGAUCAAAAUUGUGAACGCUUUUGGGAUCAGGGAUCAAAAUUCCCAAUGUUUUUGGGAUCAGGGAUUAAAAUUCUCAACGUUUUUGUGAUCAGGGAUCCAAAUUUGGGGCAAAAAUACAGGAUCAGUUAUGAAAAAAUAUACCUUGUUACGACCCUGCUAUGUGGAGAAAUGUGAUGACGACGUUAUUCCUAAUUCUCUUGGUGUUGGCGCGCUUUCCCCGAGGGUGAAAUAUAAGCAAUGGGUCGCUGAGGUUUAUACCGAUUCUCCAGAUCUUUUUCAAGCUCACAUCGUGCAUCAACUCAAGCGUGCUUGUGAAUUAAUUAACGACGAUUUUAUUUUUACAUUUACGAUGCAAGACGAGAGUUUAAGUUCGCUCGUAAGGAUCAUCAUGAAGGACCAACUAAAGUUCAAAACGGCUGACUUCUAUCAUAAUAGGACACUGAGAGUCUAUGAGACGGACAUAACCGCAAAAUCCCACCGUUAA
Molecule: messenger RNA, 6551 nt
Organism: Pocillopora meandrina
Lineage: Eukaryota; Metazoa; Cnidaria; Anthozoa; Scleractinia; Pocilloporidae
Source: the annotation of a GenBank genome assembly